GAUAGAAUGAGCAUUUGUCGCUUGGGCAGCAUCGUGACCAUUUGUGCAGACCAGCGUGAUUAAGAGGGUUAUUGAAUAUCGACCAGAGCUGUGACAAGUGUUGGCAUCAAAAGCGAAAUUAGAAUAAUUUCAUCACCAAACGUCACUUUCUUUGAUCGCAUCCGUUCGAUGAAAUAACAAAUGGAUUUACAUACUCUCUAUCGCUUGGUCAUUUUCCUGUUCCUGAACGGAAUGAUCUUGAUGGGCGCCGGGGCACCAGGACCGUUUGCGAGCGAGGACAGGGAUCAUGAACGGACUGCAUUGUCCAACAGAACAGCUCGUCUGACGAAAAUUGAGAGGACUUUCAUCAUGGUCAAACCGGAUGGGGUUCAAAGAGGACUCGUCGGCGACAUCAUCCACCGAUUUGAGAAGCGUGGCUUCAAGAUGGUUGCUGGGAAGAUGGUGAUGGCCACUGAGGAUAUCAUCAGGAUUCACUAUGCUCAGUUUCAAUCCCGUUCAUUUUUCGCUGGUUUCCUGAAAUUCUUUACCAGUUACCCCGUCUUUGUCAUGGUCUGGGAAGCAAAGGAUGCCGUGAGACAGGUACGUCUAAUGCUUGGAGACUCCCACCCGGAUAAAAGUGUACCCGGGACGAUCCGCGGAGACUAUUCUCUUGAUCUCCGUCGAGAUGUCUGCCACGCUUCUGACAGCGUGGAGGCGGCCAACUCUGAGAUUAGCCUUUGGUUCAGACCAGAGGAAGUUGUAAACUAUACGCUCUGCACAGAGCCUAUUAUAUAUGAAUAUUAUGAAGACUUAUUCCAUUCAUGAUUGAGGCAAAAUUCAAUUGCCGUGCGUAUUGUAAUAUAUCGACAACGAAUGGAAUUACAUUGUUCUUUAAAAGUUGAGUAAACAGGGUCCUACUGGAAAAUACAGCAUGUUCUUGGGUAUUUGCUAUAUAGCUUAACGUUAUACUUCUUCCUGGGUUACUUUUAUUAAAAUUUUCGUUAAUUUGCUAAAUAUUAUACGAUAUUACUAAAAGUUUCAAUGUGUAAAAAUCUUGCAAUCUCACCAUUAUCAAAUCUACAUUUCAACACAGUUCCGAUUUCUUCCAGCAAUCAAAAGUGCCUGUGAGAUUAGUGGAAUAUAUUCAUUAAUGAUGUAAUCUAAAAUCGUAUUUUCAUAAACACAGAAACUUCAUUUUCACUCACCCCUGUAAAAGUAAGAAAUAUGCACUGAUCGUAUUACCGAACAUAGGUAGCGAAGACUCCGAAGAGUAGUUAUCAUUACGAAGCAUUUCCCUGUGUAAAUGGCCCCCCAAAAAAAAUAUGUAGCUAGGCAGGAAUCGGAUGCAAGAACAAUGCAAUGUAGCAUUGCCUAACUAUUCUUUCAUCCAUGCGGCAUCAAACAUGACUUCAAAGGGAAUACGAUUCUCUGUUGCUCUAUCUACGUAAAACUCCUUGAUCGGAAUUAUGACUCCUUAUUAGGGUUUCGGGGAGUUACAAUAUUUUGUCUUCCAUGUUAUGUUCUUCGAUACCUCAAAAAAAAUGUUAAAUCAUUAUCCAAAAAUGAGCAAUGAUGGUUCAUACAAAUCGAAAAUGCAUUCUAGAUACUCAUCAUUAAUAUAUUUGUUAAAUAUGUGCCUCAACGGUUUAUUAAGAUAAUUAUUACACUAAAGUCGACGUGCGCGCAAAUUUACCUACCAUAUCACUUUGCUCAAACUUCUGGUGUUUUUUUUUUAAUAAGUCAUGGUGAGAUACUGCGUUUAAAAACUAGUGAGUUCUUUGGGAUUUUUUGUUCGGUUGCUUCUUUCUUUCUUUUCUCCUUUGCUUGUUUUUUUUUGUGAUUAGAUUUGACUAAGAUUAUUUAAUCUUAUAAAGGAUUGGUAUUCAAUACAGCAGGUGCUGGAAAGGAAGAGCGAAAUUUUGAACAUUAACACGACAUUGACCGAUAAACUACAUCUCGCUGGAUUUGCAAACAUGAUGUGAUGCUUUUAGCGGAGGAACUUACUGACGAUGCCAAGAUAACGGAAAGAGAGUCUCGCCUUCCACGAUUUUAACGAUUUAUUGCUAUUCACCGCCGCUGUAGAGAACCUCGUUGAUUGGAAUAACCUCCUUCCCCAGUUUUGUAAGAGAGUGUCAACGAACGGGAGUUCAGACUUGAAGCGAUGUGGACACUGCACCCCGCUAUCGCAGGGUGAUUCUUAUGAAACGUCUCGUCAGUAGUUUUCCCAGGUGACUGUUCUAAGCUAGGGAAAUCCAACGAUCUGAUUGGCUGUGAGCAAAGUUGGAAGGGUAUGCCAAUAACAAUACGCUUAAUGAAACGAUGUCUUCGGACUCGUAGCAUAAAUAUUGGCAAUCUACUGCACAAAAAACAACAGCUCUGAUUGGAUGCUAUUCAGGAAGUUGAACCGUUUGAAUAUUAAAAUAAUCAAGAUUGGCGCUUUGUAAUUGGUUGCAAUCCACGGAUGUGGCCCCUCUCUUCGAAAUUGGUCAUUCUGUUUAACUUCAGGUUCAAGAAACUAAACGUAUAAAACCAAAGGAAAUGUUCAAUAUUGCUUAGACUUCGGCAUAUCAUUCCAUUAAUGUGAAAGUAAACGAAUUGAUAAACACCGAUCUGUUAUUUAGGGGCCUUCGAAGGUAUUACGCAAAACAAACAAUUAUUGUCAUAUUGUAGAUCUACAGCCGUUACGAUCUGGUUAUAUUUGCCAUAUUAUGUUAAAAUAGCCUAGCAGGCGAUUAAAAUCAAGUUUUCCAUGGUCGUAACAAUGGUAAGUCUUUAUGAAAAGGGCGAAAGGAUUGUGCUUAUAUUUUCUGUACAACUACAAAUUUGUGUUAACACCGAACGUAGACCGGUGCGAAUUCCCAUGAUCAUACAUCGAUUUACUGUAUUCUUAUCCAUCUGCAUGGCAUGUUCAAUCACACUAAGGCACUCUAAAACAUAUAUAUAUAUUGAAAGAAUUGAAUUAAGAGAACAAUGGUAGGCGUAGCUUAAAUCAAGGUUCCUUGUUGUACAUGUAGAAUUUCUCACAUAUGUUGAAAGUUAAUUCGUACGAGCUGCCCUGGACGGAGCGCAGGACAGCUGGUGUUUCUUAGCUUGCUUGCAGCCCAUAUAAUCGCGACCUCGUCUUCAUGCUGUUGGCGCGCAAAGUCUCCGACGGGGGGGACUAGUUCUGUUACAGAGUGUGAUAGAAAGUCCUCUUGGAUUCCGGAGUGCAACCGGAGCAACAUCACUACAUCGUUUUGCUCCGGCAUUAGAAUAAUACCAAUAUGUUACAUCUUUAAACAGUUUUGACAAGCGAUUCGUAUUUCACCUCGUAGGUAUGUGUCUAUGUUGGUUAUGCCGCUGAAUGGCUUACAGCAAGACACGACAAGGCUUUCGGAAAGGAAACUUCUGUCACUUUUGCGGAGUACAUAUACACAAUAUCGUUCCCAAGCUAAAAAGAAGUGUUUGGACUUACCCGACGCGGAUGUAGGUUCAGGAUCUCUUUCUGACAUCAUAAUAAUCGUCGCCCGACAAAGACCCGAUCCCGUCCGAGUGGUGCUCGAAGGAACCCGAUUCAAGCCGACGUAAAUAUCGUGGUCCAUUUCCCCGUACUCGGGUAUCUGACCAUUCAGUGUGAAUAAAUAGCGACUUUCCAUGACCCCCUUGCUGCUCUCACGGUUAUUCCACCUGACCUUCUCGUCGGCUAUCUCCAACUUGAGUUUCGUGCCAGCUUGGACGAUAUCGUCAACUAUCUUGAGUAGGAGACCGCCAUUCAAGGUCUCGGAGGUAUACCCGGAGAGUCCGUUGCUGUAGACACGCAUUUGUUUGUCGCGUAUCUGUAGUUCAGCCAUGUUAGACGUUAGGUCGCCAUCGCCUCCCAUUCCGUCACCACCGGGUGAGUCGGAGAUGUCCAACGUCCAGUUCCGGGGUGGUUCGUAGUAGUCCAAAAAGAAGCGAGCCAUCCUGUAGGGCCCGGCGAAUGAGAUUUUAAGGACGGCCUGUCCGUCACAGCCGAAAUUUGGCGAGGCUUUUGGAUAGACCAAGAGCUUGAUGAACUCACCCUGUCCUUGUUCUACGAUUCCAGUACGUAGGUCUAGAAAGAUUCUUUCCUGUUCGUAAAGACUUUGGCCAUGGUCUCCGUGGCAAAGGGCUAAAAUCAUGCAGUGGAAGCAAAAGACACAGAACAAAAGACUGUUGUCAAUAUUGAAUGUUUAAAGAGAUAAAAAUAUAUAAACAUAUAUAUGCAAAACAAACCUUUGCUGCCAGGCCUAUCGGCUUGUACUCAAUUGGUCUACAAGCAGCUGGUCUUUUUCUCAGAUAGUCUUAUACCAAUCGGGCUAAGCCCAUAAACCCAUUUGGUCUAUAAUCACUUUGGUCUAAAUGUCGCUUGGUCUACACUACACCUGGUAUAGUACCCAGUUAAUUCAAUAGACAUUAUCUAAUAAUCUAUGAUCAUAAUGUAUGCUUUGUACAUUGUCUUUUUUUUGGGUAAAACAAGCCAUUUUGUUGCGCUUGUUUUUAACUGCAAUUCAAUGUAACUCUUUCUGCAGAGGGACCCAACGGUGUUUAAAAUCAUAAGCACGAUGUUUAAGCCCGUCACUCUAACAACAAUUGUUUAAAAAAAAUUAAACAAGUUGUUUUAAAAAAGUUAAACAUCGUUUUUGAAAUUUUCAACUUCUUCAUAAGUUUAAAAUAAUAGUUCUUAGAAUGACGGGCAGAAACAACGUGUUUCAAACAUCGUUUUUACGAUGAACACUUACUCAUAGAUUGAAUAGUAUUCAUAAUGAUUAGGAAUCACUUUUCUUAUUCAUUUCAACAAUAUAUUUAAAGAACACAAAUCCAUUAUUUUGUUUUCUAUUCACUUUAAUUCAUACGUUAACAUCAUUCGGCAUGUGAAGUAGAUAUAUAUCUUUUUCGUCUUUUCUUAAAUUUCCAUUUGCUUUCGUUUGUUUCGGCAUUUAUGAAUCUAUAUAAUAUAUUGGUAAACUUACUUCUACAUGGUUCCCUUUCAUUCGGCUUCACUAUACUCAUUUCCAUUAAUUCGAAUUUAUUUGUCAGUUAAGCAUAAAUAAGUCUAAAUAAGAGUGUAAAAUGAACGCGUGAGCCUUGAAAAUUAUUUAAUAGGUUUCCUUGUAAUUUCCUAUUUGUAAGCUGAUCUUAAUAUAACCUGCAAUAAUGACUACCUUCGUAAUCACAACCUUAUAUUAAUCCUACUUAGAAGUAGUACAAGUGUCCGAAGAGUACACAUCAAGGAAGAAAUCUAAAGUAACCAAUUUAAAAGUAAUCAUGAGAAAUUGUUAAUGAUAAUCCCGGCAAAGGAAAUGGAAAGGCAUUAUUGAAUGUAACGAGAUAAAUUUGGUGAUUUCGGAGCGCUAAACGUGGCUAUUUAUUUCAGUGUGAGAAUUCUUUGCACAUUUCCCAAAUAAAAUACAUG
Molecule: messenger RNA, 5392 nt
Organism: Lytechinus pictus (painted urchin)
Lineage: Eukaryota; Metazoa; Echinodermata; Echinoidea; Temnopleuroida; Toxopneustidae
Product: nucleoside diphosphate kinase A 2-like
Exons: 3
Coding region: 181-804 (207 amino acids)
Biological process (GO): UTP biosynthetic process; CTP biosynthetic process; GTP biosynthetic process
Molecular function (GO): nucleoside diphosphate kinase activity
Source: RefSeq, a predicted model, not a curated record